GUCGUGCAGCAGUUGAACUGGAAAUUACUAGCAUACGAACAGCGUUUGAAUGCAGCUUUCCCCCCUGAAACCCCACAUGGCUAAUGAAUUACAACACAGUCUUCUUGUGUCCUCAUUGGUCCGCAAGUGAUUAACAGGAUUGGCUGUAAGUAGCUUUUGCAGAAAGGUAAACAAUACAGGAAAGCAGGAGAAGCUCUUUUAGACAACCGGCACUUCUUCUGACCGACGUUCAGGUGUUGAAACUCGGGAAAUAUGAGCUAAAACGACACAGAGCUGUCAAAUUUCCCUGACUCUUUAGUUUGAAGUGUGUGCAGGAGACUUUUGCAGACAUGGUAGAGGUGUUUACCGGGCGGACACUCCUGAAUAAAGACGGGGAUUUCGUCGAACCUGAAGAGGCGUUGAGAAAUAAAGUGGUAGGGAUCUACUUUUCUGCAGGAUGGUGUCCGCCUUGUCGAGACUUUACACCCAUCCUGUGUGAUUUCUACACGGAACUGGUUGAAGAAAGCGAGCCUCCUGCUCAGUUUGAAAUAGUUUUUGUCUCCUCUGACAAGUCGACAGAUGAUAUGGUUGCAUAUUAUCAUGAUAUGCACGGAGACUGGCUGGCUCUGCCCUGGACGGAUGAUUACAAACACGAGCUGAAGCAGCGCUACAACAUCACUGCAGUGCCCAAACUAGUGAUUGUGAAGGAGAACGGCGACGUGAUCACAGACAAGGGCAGGAAACAGAUCAGAGACCGAGGCCUGUCCUGCUUUCGGUCCUGGUUGGACGCUGCAGAGAUCUUUCAGAACUUUAAGGGUUAAAAAAAAAAAACAACAACGAUGAGGAACCAUGUCAACUCAUCUUUUAGAGAGGUGAACAAAACCAAAGUAAAAUAUUUUGACUUUAGUUCAGUGGUCUCCAGCCUGGGGCCUCCUUCAUAUUAAACAAUCUGAGAAGGAAAAACCUUACUUUGGUUGAAUUGCUCACAAGUCAUGCUUUUUUUGUACAAGUAGAUGUUGAUUUGUUAUAAGGGGUCACGUCUCAAAAAAGUUGGGAAACAUUGCUUUAGUUGCUGACUUUGACCAAACAUCCUAUGCAUUUAACAAAACUCAGGCGUGUCCAUUGUGGUUCACAGGUGAGAAAUGCUCUGCUGUAGUUUCUCAAUUUAUUGAAAAAUAUGUUCGUUGAUGUUCUUUAUAAGCUAGUGCACUAAACAGCUAAACCUUGCCUAUAUUAAGUGGAUAUCCUCUCUCCAGAGAGCUUGCUUUUGUAUAUUUAAGGUUUGACUUGUAGUUCUACUUUGAGCUGCUUGUAUAUUUUUGUAUUUUAUUUUUUAUGAGUUGUUAAGACCGUUAUUAUUUAAAAAUAUAUAAAUAUUCUCUGAUUA
Molecule: messenger RNA, 1366 nt
Organism: Micropterus dolomieu (smallmouth bass)
Lineage: Eukaryota; Metazoa; Chordata; Actinopteri; Centrarchiformes; Centrarchidae
Gene: nxnl2
Product: nucleoredoxin like 2
Exons: 2
Coding region: 330-800 (156 amino acids)
Biological process (GO): photoreceptor cell maintenance; sensory perception
Source: RefSeq, a predicted model, not a curated record